UACAGUUAUGAUUGUUUUAUGGACAUUAGGUGCUCCAAUAAGUUUAUUUUUAAUUACAUUUAUUACUACUGGUUAUUUACAUUGGAUAGCAUAUCGUGUAUGUUCACUAUUAAUGUCUCUAUCUUUUCUAUUUAUUAGUUUAUCAUCACUUUAUGUUACACCACAGAUAUAUAAGAAAAUACGAAUUUUAUUCGGUUGUGUUAAACAUCAUAAAAGACAUCAACGAGUACCUUAUUCAAUCAAUAUUAAUAUUGAAAGAGAAAGAAGAAUUGAAAGUAUUCUUCUUGAAUAUACUUCAUUCACUGAUCCAAUUAUAUUUAAUUGA
Messenger RNA from Adineta steineri, 325 nucleotides. The record is from the annotation of a GenBank genome assembly. NCBI's taxonomy places the organism in Eukaryota, Metazoa, Rotifera, Eurotatoria, Adinetida, Adinetidae.